This is a messenger RNA of Callithrix jacchus (white-tufted-ear marmoset), 4457 nucleotides long. RefSeq names its product Rap guanine nucleotide exchange factor like 1 (gene RAPGEFL1). The record is from RefSeq and is a predicted model, not a curated record. NCBI's taxonomy places the organism in Eukaryota, Metazoa, Chordata, Mammalia, Primates, Cebidae. Gene Ontology annotation, cellular component: plasma membrane. Gene Ontology annotation, molecular function: guanyl-nucleotide exchange factor activity. Gene Ontology annotation, biological process: Ras protein signal transduction.
CCACCCGGCCAGGAGCGCAGCCGCCGCCGCCGCCGCCGCGUCCUCUCAGCCUUGCGCUCCGCCCGCUGCUUCUGCCGCCGCAGCCCAGCCCGGGAGCGCAGAGCCGGGGGCACCGGCCCCGCAGCCUGCCCACUCUUCGGGCCGCGUGCCGGCUACAGCGGCAUGGGGGGCUGCUGAGAGCCGGCACUCCUUCCCUCUGGCACCUCCCCCGGCUACUGGCCACUGGACUCUGGCCAGCGAGGCUCGGCACCUCUGGCCCCUAGUCCGGCGCCUAGCACGGCCCUCUACUCUGCUCCUCCAGCUCUGAGCAUCGUGUCCCCGCGCCCCCCCCGCCCGCGCCAGGGACACCUGGGUCCCCCGGCGGCCCCUAGGAGAGGGGCGGGGGGGGGCAUGAAGCCGCUGGAGAAAUUUCUGAAGAAGCAGACGUCGCAGCUGGCUGGCCGAACGGUGGCGGGAGGUCCCGGCGGGGGUCCGGGGAGCUGCGGCGGGCCUGGAGGGGGUGGGGGACCUGGCGGGGGCGGCGGUCCAGCCGGGGGACCGCGGUCGCUGCAGCGGCGUCAGAGCGUGUCUCGCCUUCUGCUCCCCGCUUUCCUCCGGGAGCCUCCCGCCGACCCGCGCCUAGAGCCGCCCCCUGAGGAGGAAGGGGGAGAGCCGGCGGGGGUCGCGGAGGAGCCGGGCAGCGGGGGGCCUUGCUGGCUGCAGCUGGAGGAGGUGCAGGGGCCGGGACCGCUCGGGGGAGGGGGGCCCCUGCGCUCCCCUUCCUCCUACUCCUCUGACGAGCUGUCCCCGGGUGAGCCCUUGACUUCGCCGCCCUGGAACCCCCUGGGCGCCCCCGAGCGGCCGGAGCAUCUUCUGAACCGGGUUCUGGAGCGACUGGCUGGAGGGACCACCAGGGACAGCGCCGCCUCAGAUAUCCUGCUGGAUGACAUUGUCCUUACGCAUUCUCUCUUCCUCCCGACGGAGAAAUUUCUGCAGGAGCUACACCAGUACUUUGUUCGCGCAGGGGGCAUGGAGGGCCCUGAGGGGCUGGGCCAGAAGCAGGCCUGUCUAGCCAUGCUUCUCCAUUUCUUGGACACCUACCAGGGACUGCUUCAAGAGGAAGAGGGGGCCGGCCACAUCAUCAAGGAUCUAUACCUGCUAAUUAUGAAGGAUGAGUCCCUUUACCAGGGCCUCAGAGAGGACACUCUGAGGCUGCACCAGCUGGUGGAGACGGUGGAACUAAAAGAGAUCUUCAAUCCUCCUGUUCCAAAGGCAUCCCUGCUCCCCAUGCUUCUAAGAGAAAGUGAAACAUCCCAGCAUUCAACACCCUUCCCUUUCUGCCUUCUGCUGUUCCUUCCCGUCUUACCUACCACAUCCUGUUCUGACACUGCAACUCCUGCACUCUCCAACUUCCCACGGAUUCCAGAGGAGAGCCAGCCACCUAGCAAGCAGGUGAAGCCACUCUUCCGCCACUUCCGCCGGAUAGACUCCUGUCUGCAGACCAGGGUGGCCUUUCGGGGCUCUGAUGAGAUCUUCUGCCGGGUAUACAUGCCUGACCACUCUUACGUGACCAUACGCAGUCGCCUUUCAGCAUCUGUGCAGGACAUUCUGGGCUCUGUGACGGAGAAACUUCAGUACUCAGAAGAGCCUGCGGGGCGUGAGGACUCCCUUAUCCUGGUAGCUGUGGCCUCCUCAGGAGAGAAGGUCCUUCUCCAGCCCACUGAGGACUGUGUUUUUACCACACUGGGCAUCAACAGCCACCUGUUUGCCUGCACCCGGGACAGCUAUGAGGCUCUGGUGCCCCUCCCUGAGGAGAUCCAGGUCUCCCCGGGAGACACAGAGAUCCACCGAGUGGAGCCUGAGGACGUUGCCAACCACCUUACUGCCUUCCACUGGGAGCUGUUCCGAUGUGUGCACGAGCUGGAGUUCGUGGACUACGUGUUCCACGGGGAGCGCGGCCGCCGGGAGACGGCCAAUCUGGAGCUACUGCUGCAGCGCUGCAGCGAGGUCACGCACUGGGUGGCCACCGAGGUGCUGCUCUGCGAAGCCCCGGGCAAGCGCGCGCAGCUGCUCAAGAAGUUCAUCAAGAUCGCCGCCCUCUGCAAGCAGAAUCAGGACCUGCUGUCCUUCUACGCCGUGGUCAUGGGGCUGGACAACGCCGCCGUCAGCCGCCUUCGUCUCACCUGGGAGAAGCUGCCAGGGAAAUUCAAGAAUUUGUUCCGCAAAUUUGAGAACCUCACGGACCCCUGCAGGAACCACAAAAGCUACCGAGAAGUGAUCUCCAAAAUGAAGCCCCCUGUGAUUCCUUUCAUGCCUCUGAUCCUCAAAGAUCUGACUUUCCUGCACGAAGGGAGUAAGACCCUUGUAGAUGGUUUGGUGAACAUUGAGAAGCUGCAUUCAGUGGCCGAAAAAGUGAGGACAAUCCGCAAAUACCGGAGCCGGCCCCUUUGCCUGGACAUGGAGGCAUCCCCCCAUCACCUGCAGACCAAGGCCUAUGUGCGCCAGUUCCAGGUCAUCGACAACCAGAACCUCCUCUUCGAGCUCUCCUACAAGCUGGAGGCAAAUAGUCAGUGAGAGUGGAGGUUCUAGUCAGACCCACCAGAUCCUUGGGCACCUGGCACUCAAGCACUUUGCACAAUGUCUCAACCGACAGCUGACAUCUUUCCUGAGGAACAACAUCCUGCCCACCCACCCCUGCUCCACAGGAAAGAGUUGGAUGGAUUUACCCUUGGACCCAUAAGUUUGUUCAUCCUGCUGGAGCCCUCUCCCCAUUGCUCCUUCAAGCCAAAACCACACUUUGCUGGUUCCUGUCCCUUCUGAGAAAGGGGUCAGAAAACUCCUUCCUCUGUCCGCUCCCAUCAAGAUCUGUUCUGGGGAUGGAGUUUCCAAUUUCCUCUUCCCAAGAAGGAAAGAAAGCUGCCGACCCUUCUGUCUUGCCAAGUGGGAUGGUGGGAGGGAUUGGCAGCCUUCUUCUCCACCACCUGUCCAGCUUCUUCCUGGUCAGGGCUGAGACCCCCAGGAAUAUUAUGUUGCCGUGUGUGUGUGUGUGUGUGUGUGUGUGUGUGUGUGUGUGUCUCUCUCUCUCUCUCUCUCUCUCUCUCUCUCUCUCUCCCCCCUUUUAGGGAGCAUGAGUCCAUCUGGUAAUUGAGGGAGGGUGUUGUGUGUGCCGGGGAGGGGUCCUUCUGUUUGGUGCUACCCUUGUCUACUCUGCCCCUGGGAUGGUGCAGGGUGCUUUCUCCGCCCCUACACUCCCUGCUCAGCUCCUCGUGCUGCCCUGCCUGCCCAGGCUUGUGAGCCAAGCUGCUUUUCAGGGCAGGGAGUAGCAGCAGGUGGGAGGGGUUACCCAUCAGCCCUUGCAAGUCCCCCACUUAGGCCUCCGGAAGGUCCAGGGGUGGGCUCUGAUGAGAGGGUAAAAGAUGCUCAGGGAAAUACAGGCCUCAGCUGCAUAGAGAACCCUUCCCCUGCCUUGCAGUGUGGUGGGGUAGAGCAGUAUCAGGAGCUAGGGGUGUCUGCUGCACAUACUCCUGCUUUUUGGGUGUCUAACCACUAAGGAGGGAGUUGGCCUCCCCCUUCUGGCUCAUGUGUCUGACACCAACAACGUGGUCUCUGUCCCUCUCCCUGUCUCAACUCCUCCUUUGUCCUCCCCAUAGAGCUGGGGUAGGGUGGAUCCCUAUAAUGGGGCAGGCAGCCCCAUAGUGGGGGAGGGGGAUGGCAGAGACUGUAAAGGCGUCACCGGACUCUGGUGAGGCCUUUAUUACCUCUGCCCCCCUCCCUCUCCCAUCACCAGCCUCAAGGCCUGAGGAGUGCAGGGGCUCCUGGCAGCUGCAGGGUGAGGUUUCCAGGCGCAGCCUCACCCUUCUUUCUGGCACCACCUCUUUCCCUUUUGAAGAGGAAGCAGCAGCAGCAAAAGCAGCUACUGCUCCUGCUAUGAGGGUGUAUAUAUUUUUUACCCAAAGCUCUGGAAUUGUACAUUUAUUUUUUAAAACUCAAAGAGGGAAAGAGCCUUGUAUCAUAUGUGAACAUUGUAUCAUAGGUAAUGUUGUACAGACCCUUUUAUACAGCGAUCUGUCUUGUUCUUGUGGCAAAAAUCCUCUAUGGACAUAUGCAGGCACUGUGUCCCACGCCCUCCUGCCCUCUCGGUGUCCACGGUGUCCAUGGCACCCUCCUGCUCCCUGCCUCCUCCCUGCUGCUGCUGAUGUGCUCUCCUCUCCCUGCAGCCCCAGGCUUCCAGCCUUCUUCCCGACUCCUUCCAGCAGCCUUUGAACUCCAGCUACCGCCACCGUCUGGGUGGAACACUGGGACCCACUGGCCCAGUCUUGGCUGCUGCCCACCCUUAGCCUUGACGUCUGCCCAGGGACUCCCAGAACCCUCCCCUUGCCCUGCAGCUUUAACAGAGUGAACCACAUGUAUUGUACAGGUUCGGUUGUCAUUGCAGAAACCGCUGGGUGGGGAAAAAUCCAGUAAAGUCUAUGAAUCAA